UAAUCAACUAUUUGUGUUGUGGAUUUGAAAAGCUCAUUGGCUUCAUCUUUUCAGACCAUGCUGCAGUCCAGGAAGGCCGGUCUGUCCCACACGUUGGCCAUGAGGAGCUCCCUCAAAGACAAAGAGCUGAAGGGCCACGUGUACAAGAAGACACUUCAGGCUCUCAUCUACCCCAUCUCCUGCACCACUCCGCACAACUUUGAGGUGUGGACCGCCACCGCGCCCACCUACUGCUAUGAGUGCGAGGGGCUGCUGUGGGGUAUCGCCCGGCAAGGCAUGCGCUGCGCCGAGUGUGGCGUCAAAGUUCACGAGAAGUGCCAGGAGCUGCUCAACGCCGACUGCCUGCAGCGAGCCGCCGAGAAGAGCUCCAAGACUGGAGCGGAGGACCGGACUCAACACAUCAUCAUGGCCAUGAAGGAUCGGAUGAAAAUUCGCGAGAGGAACAAGCCGGAGAUCUUUGAGGAGAUUCGCCGAGUGUUCGACAUUUCCAGGACGCUCCACAACCAGCACAUGAAGACCAUCAAGCAAAAUAUCCUGGACGGGACCUCCAAGUGGUCAGCCAAGAUCACCAUCAACGUUGUGAGUGCGCAGGGGCUCCAGGCCAAGGACCGGACCGGAUCCAGUGACCCAUACGUCACCAUUCAAGUGGGCAAGACCAAGAAGAGGACCAAGACCAUCUACGGCAACUUGAACCCGGUCUGGGAGGAGAAAUUCACCUUCCAGUGCCACAACUCGUCGGACCGCGUGAAAGUGCGCGUGUGGGACGAGGACGACGACAUCAAGUCGCGGGUGAAGCAGCGGCUGAAGAGGGAGUCGGACGACUUUCUGGGCCAGAGCAUCAUCGAGGUCCGAACGCUCAGCGGCGAAAUGGACGUCUGGUACAACCUGGAAAAGCGAACCGACAAGUCAGCGGUGUCGGGUGCCAUUCGCCUCCAGAUCAGCGUGGAGAUUGAAGGCGAGGAAAAGGUGGCGCCGUACCACGUGCAGUACACCUGUCUCCACGAGAACAUUUUCCACUCGGUGACGGACGUGGAGGGCACCGGCACGGUCAAGUUCCCGGUGGCGCAGGGAGACGACGCCUGGAAGGUUUACUUUGAUGAAUUGCAGCAGGACUUGGUGGAUGAGUUUGCCAUGAGAUACGGCGUCGAGCCCAUCUACCAGGCCAUGACCCACUUCUCGUGCUUGUCGACCAAGUACAUGGUGUCGGGCGUGCCGGCCGUGAUGAGCACGCUGCUGGCCAACAUCAACGCCUUCUACGCGCACCCCAGCGCCACCACCCCCAACGCCUCCGCACCCGCCAGCUUUGCCGCCUCCAAUUUCGGACGGGAUCGUUUUGUCAAGCUUUUGGAUCAGCUCCACAAUUCCUUGAGGAUUGACCUCUCCAUGUACCGAAAUAAUUUUCCGGCAAGCUGCAAGCCCCGCCUCCAGGAUCUCAAGUCCACGGUGGACCUCCUCACCAGCAUCACCUUCUUCAGGAUGAAGGUUCUGGAGCUGCCGAGCCCCCCCAGGGCGUCGUCGGUGGUCCGCGAUUGUGUCAAGGCCUGCCUCAACUCCACCUAUGAGUACAUCUUCAACAACUGCUUGGAGCUCUUCAACCGCCAGUUCCAGACCGCCGCUCCCACCACUGAGCCAGAAAAGAAGAAGAAGAAGAAGAAGAGGGAAAAAGUAGAGGGUCAGGAGAAGGAGGAAGAAGAAGAAGAAAAGGAGGAGGAGGAGGAGGGUGAAGAAGAAGAAGAAGAGGAGGAGGAGGAAGAGAAAAAAGAGGAGAGCCAGGCACCAGAGGAGCAAGGCCCGAGCAUUCAGAAUCUGGACUUCUGGCCCAAACUCAUCACGCUUAUUGUGUCCAUCAUCGAGGAGGACAAGAAUUCUUACACGCCCAUCAUCAAUCAGUUUCCUCAGGAGCUGAACGUGGGGAAAGUCAGCGCUGAGGUGAUGUGGACACUGUUCACGCACGAUGUCAAGUACGCUCUGGAGGAGCACAAUCAUCAUCGUCUGUGCAAGCUUUCAGACUACAUGAACCUUCACUUCAAGGUCAAGUGGCUCUACAACGAGUACGUGUCAGAUCUUCCCGCCUAUGCCGACGCCAUUCCCGAGUACCCUUCGUGGUUCCUGCCUUUCGUUCUGGCUUGGCUGGCUGAGAAUGAGGAUGUUUCCAUGGACUUUAUGCAUGGAGCACUGGAGAGGGACAAGAGGGAAGGAUUCCAGUCGACGUCGGAGCACGCGUUGUUCUCCUGCUCGGUGGUGGACAUUUUCACGCAGCUCAACCAAAGCUUUGGGAUCAUCCGCAAGCUGGAGUGCCCCGACCCCAGCGUGCUGGCUCACUACAACAAACGAUUUGCCAAGACCAUCAGCUGUGUGCUGCUGCAGUACUGCGCCCUGCUGGCCAAAAACUUUCCAUCCUACUGCGGCAAGGAAAAGAUCCCCUGCGUGCUGAUGAACAACAUCCAGCAGAUGCGAGUCCUUCUGGAGCGGACGUUCGAGUCCAUGGGAGCAAAGCAGUUGGAGAAAGAGGAAGAGGAGGAGUUUAAUGAUGAGCCCAACAGUGACAUGGAAGGCGCUGAUAAUGACGGGUCGGCCUGCUCGGACUCGGAAGGCUCGGAGGCUGAGAAGAAAGACAAAGAGAAGCAGUUGGACACGGAGGCUGCUGACAUCCUGAACGAGCUGCAACUGCACCUCAACGGCGUACUUGACAACUUCAGCGGCGUCUUUGCCACGAGUUUGCAGGCGCGCAUCAGCGCGUGCAUGCGGCAGAUGUCGGAGCUGCUGUGCCAGAUGAAGGGCCCCCCGAACCCCGACACGGCCGAGGGUGACGCCGACGCCAUGUUGAGGCCGCUCAUGGACUUCCUGGACGCCAACCUGAGCGUGUUUGCGGACGUGUGCGAGAAGGCGGUCCUCAAGAAGAUCCUGAAGGACUUGUGGAAGGCCGUCCUGAGCGCUCUGGAGAAGAACAUUGUGUUGCCACAGAGCAACGAUAGUCUGGGUGCGCAGAUCUUCACUGCUGCCAAAGGACUCUCCAACCUCAAGGGCGGCGGUGAGGCUAAAACGCUGACUCCCAAGCAGUGCGCCGUGGUGGACGCGAGCCUGGAGAGCCUCAAGCAAUAUUUCCACGCUGGCGGAAAUGGCCUGAAGAAAUCUUUUGUGGAGACAAGUCCCGAGUUGUCGUCCCUGCGUCAAGCUUUGUCGCUUUACUCGCAGAGCACGGACGCCCUCAUCAGGACUUUCGUCACCACGCAGCGGGAACAAGUGCACAACGGCACGGGCAUCCGAAUCACAGCCAAUGAAAAGGUUCGACCUGAUCGAGGCUCAGGAGUGGAGAACCCAAUCGGCGAAGUGGUGCUGCAGGUGGACCUGCUUGCCAAGGAACGCAAAGUCGGCGUCAAAGUGAUCGGCGUCAACGACCUGCGCUGGCGGACGUCCGGAAUGUUCCGCCCCUUCGUGGAAGUUUCUCUGCUGGGGCCGGCGCUGGCUGACAAGAAGCGCAAGUUCACCACCAAGUCCAAGAACAACUGCUGGAGCGCAAAGUUCAACGAGAGCUUCCAAUUCACGUUGGGCAAAGAGGGAGUCGAGUGCUACGAGUUGCAGGCCUCGGUCAAGGACUACUGCUUUGGGCGGGCCGAUCGCGUGGUGGGCGUGUCCGUGCUGCAACUGCGCGACCUGGCCGGGCGCCGCGCCUGCGUCUGCUGGUGCCCCCUGGGUCCUGCCGUCCACGCCGACCAGACCGGCACCACUGUGCUGCGCAUCCUGGCCCAGCGGCCCAAUGACGACGUGGCCAAGGAGUUCGUCAGGAUCAAGUCGGAGUCGCGGCCCCCCGAGGAGGGCAGUUGAACGGGGAACCGGAUGCCUUCCCAAUGUGGUCUGCCAAAGGCCCGAAACGAGGACUGGUCUAGAAGUCUGGAGAACUAUUGUGUGUUGGGACUGCAGCAAUUACUUUCGGCAAGUCCAGGAACUGCAAUUACCAAAAACUAAAAAGCUCCUGUAACUUGAGGUGGGCUGGAACAUUCAAUACCGUCAUGUCCGCAUUCAGGCCGAGCAAAUUUAUUACAUUCUUACAAAAUGCAAAUUCUGUUGUUUACAAACAUUUUGAUUUCUGUUGUCAGAAAAAGCUAAACGCUAGCUUAUUAGCUUCAAUCUGUGCUCUUACGUCUCGUACCUUCAAGGGCGAGCGUUUUGCUGCCAUUUUGUCGGUGGAAAAUAACGCAGUAACGCACGAGCGCUUUGAAAUGUCAUUUGAUGACAAAGAAAGGAUGAGUUUCCGUUCAUUGCAAAAAAGAAAGAAAAAAACAACGUCCGUCCCGAUGAGUUGGCGGCUAGUUGGCGUACCUUUCUUCACUCGGUGUCCUUAAACGUGGUGCUUGACGACAAUACAAAAGGCGGGGCAGCAAAUUGUUGUUCGUGUCACGUUAUGUACGGACACGAAGCGACAUCCCGGUUUUCUUGCUCCCUUGAAUUCAAACUGCGACGACCGCUGCCAAAACAAGGGCAAAAAUUCAACUCUGACUUUUCAAAGUGUAUCGGUGCACGUUUUGAGUUGGAUUUCAACCCGUGACGUCAGUUAGGCCAACUUUCCGUGUGUGUUUACAAUGUGCCAAGUAAUCCAAGAGCUCGCCUUGGAUACACGUCUGUACAUACGAAGGGAAAGAAAAAGCAUGUACAAACCUGUAAGCCCUUAUGCCAUGUAUUUAAUGUGAAUUAUGUAUGUGGGCUGCAUGGCUCAGUGGUAGAGUGGUUGUCUCACAAUUCAAAGGUUGUGGCUUUGAUCCCCAACGUUGGCGACCUUGUCAAAGUGUCCUUGAGCAAGACACCUAACCCCUAAUUUGCUCCUGGCAAUGCCUUGUGUGGCAGCAGCCUCCCAUUGGUGUGUGUGUUAACGGGUGAAUCGAUUGUAAAAUGCGUGUAGAUGAAGUGCAGUCCAUUCAUCAUUUACCAUGUACAAAGACUGAGCAACAUGUAAUCAGGCCAUUUGACAAAUUGCGUGACAGUGGACUAAUGUUUUGUACAUAAAAUAUUUAUGAAUGAA
Molecule: messenger RNA, 5017 nt
Organism: Syngnathus typhle (broad-nosed pipefish)
Lineage: Eukaryota; Metazoa; Chordata; Actinopteri; Syngnathiformes; Syngnathidae
Product: protein unc-13 homolog B-like
Exons: 32
Coding region: 58-3825 (1255 amino acids)
Biological process (GO): presynaptic dense core vesicle exocytosis; neuromuscular junction development; dense core granule priming
Cellular component (GO): neuromuscular junction; synaptic vesicle membrane; presynaptic membrane
Molecular function (GO): calcium ion binding; calmodulin binding; diacylglycerol binding
Source: RefSeq, a predicted model, not a curated record